Messenger RNA from Symbiodinium sp. CCMP2592, 4893 nucleotides. NCBI's taxonomy places the organism in Eukaryota, Dinophyceae, Suessiales, Symbiodiniaceae. The record is from the annotation of a GenBank genome assembly.
AUGAGCUGUUUCUGCAGCUUGGGCUCCCAGGAGUCGUGGUUCCAUGCGUUGGCAAAAUGCCUCGACGUCGUUCCAGCGUCUUUGCGCUCGAGCACCUGCCGGUGGGAGCGUGUUUGCAUCGAUCGAAAAAAAAGCAAACCAUGUCUCGAGCGUCGAGCGCCCCUGUGCCACGACCAUUUUGCAAGACGGGCCGACAGCACGAGCGGGCUUUCCUGUCGCCACGGGGCUCCCAGUCUGUGGUGCACGCAGUACCGAGACCCUGCGCCUUGCCUGUCGACAGUUCCGCUGCUAGCAGAACCUUCCCGGAGCCGGAAGGCCACUGUUGUCAAGGCCGCCUGGCAGCUGGAGAACGCGAUCCUGGGAAAGUCUGUCCCAGUUUAUCCGAAGGACAUCCAGGCUGCUCGCCUCGUGCACUAUGACUGCAUGCGCUUUAACAAAUGGUGCCUUGGCCUGCUUGUAGCGCUGGUGCUCCUCACCCUCUUCGAGGUGCCCGCGUGGUGCCACAAGACGCAGGACAAGGAUCACAUGUGGACAUGGUACCCCGGCAAUGAGAUAUGCAUACCUGCACACGGAGGCGAUCCGUUUCUUUCAGGUGUUUGGUAUUUGCCACCAGGCUAUGCUUUGAUCGUUGAGAUAUGUAUUGAGAUCAUCGUCCUUCGAAAGUUCAUGUGGGACUACGAAUUGGAAAUGAGCCACUUUGCCCCGGUGGGAGGGAACUUCUUGAACACGAACAUUAUCCUCUGGGGCUCUGCCCUGGCCCUUGGUAGUAUAGUUGAUACGGCCGCGUUCACUGUUUUUUCGGUGCCUAUACGAUUGACGUUCCUUUUCAGGACGGGCCUGCUGUUUCUUCUCCCAGGUGUCCAGUCACUUUUCUCUAGCAUCUUCAACCUGAAAGUUUUCACAGAGUUCAUGUCCAUCUCCGUGUUUCUUUGGGGUACCAUGCUGUUCUUUGCCUGGAUCUCCUUGACCAUUUUUGGAUCCUGCAACCAAGUCUCCUACGUGGAGGACGGUGAACCGGUCUUGGUGAACAAGGACUUGGACACACUCCCGAGCGCGUUCUAUGCCAUGUUCGUAGCAGCCGUGACCGGCGAAUAUGUGGACGUGUUUCUUCCAACGAUGACCGCAUUUCGCUCUGCUGGGCUUCUGUGGUUCGCUUUCCUGAUCUUAGCCAAGGUUCUUUUCGAGAGCCUCACUCUCGAUACCUUGGUCUCGGCAUACAUCAGGGGGGCCAAGGAGUCGAAGAACCACGUGAUGGAGACGCGUGCGGAAGGCACCCUCGCCGCCUUUGACACAUUGAGGUCGGUAGACGGUCCGGGUGCGGCCGAGCAGGGCGGCGAGGUCCUGUCAAAGGAGCUGUUCUUGGAGUUUGUCAAUGUGUUCAGCAGGUCUCCUGCGAUGCAGUUUGUGCCGAAGCAGUUCGCGAGCACCUUGUACGACGAGUUUGGCGGUGUAUCCAAGGACAACUUCUGCAAAGUCUCUCUCCUCUUGGAAAGCGACGUGCUGCUUUCGCAGGACUCGCUCGGGGGCAAAGGGCUGAAGCACUACGUGACGGAGCCCGAGGAAACGCCGGCGUUCGACAAGCUGAUGAACAGUGUUCUGCUCUUGAAUCUUGUGCCGGGCUCGGCACUGUCAGCCUACAACCUCAAUGACUGGGGCGACCCACCGGUCUGGACUGGAUAUGUGGAGCUGGUCUUCUCCUUCGUGUACUUGGGCGAGGUCGCGGUCAAGGUGACAGUGCGCACUUUCGAUGUGUACUGGCGCUCGGCGGCGAACCGUUUCGAUUUCUUCACGACCUUCCUGCUACUCUUCACGAGCGUUCUGCCGUAUUUGCCUCACAGCGUUAUGCCGAUUGAUCUGAAGCAGUAUGCCAACAUUCUGCGGCUGCUGCGACUUCUGCGUGUUGUGAAGCAGCUCAAGUCACUGCGCUCUGUUCAGUUCUUGGCCAAUGCCGUCUCCAAGAUGGUGUCUGCCGCAGGCAGCAUCCUUCUCAUGCUUGGCUGCGUGGUUUUCUUCUUCAUGACUCUGGGAGUCAAUCUGUUCGGAGGAGUGCUGUACAAGGGCAACCCAGCUCUCAAGCACACGGAGUACGAGGAGAAGCACUGGUUCGUUUUCAACUUCAACGAUGCUGUGAUGGCCUUUGCCCUCUUCUUCACGCAGCUUCUCUGCGAGUACGUUCCAACGAAUGCGGAGGCACUGGAGGCGGCAUCGGAGUGGGGUAACAUUGCUUGGCUGAUCUUCCCGAUCUUCUACUUUCUGGGAGUGGCCAUCAUGUUUGAGAUCCUUUUGGCCUUCACGGUCGAAGCCUAUAUCGAGUUGCGUGAGGCGCCCACGGAGAACGAAAAGGAAGAAGCGCCGAGUCUGCAAAAGAAGCCUCACAUCUACUUCUGCUUCUGGGACGAGGAAGAGGAAGACGAGGAAGAAGAGGGACAUGGAGGGCAUGCAGAUGAGGGUCACGGAGGAUCUGCCGAGCACGCCCCGCACGGCCCCGGGGGUCAUGCGGAGGAGCAUGGCGAAGGCAAGUCCAAGGACUUCGUGAUCGAUGACUUCUUCGAAGAGGUCCAAGAGAAGUUUGAGGAAAGAGACCUGCAAGUGCAUUAUGUCACAGAGGCCUAUGAGGAAGCCAUGGAGCAGAAGAGGAGUCAUGAUCAUCCGGCCGCUUGGCAGUUCGAAAACGCGAUCUUCCACACUGAGUGGGUGAGGUAUCCCGACGACUGCUCUGCUGCGCGACAACAGCACUUCAAAGUGAUGCAUGCCAACAAACUGUACUACAAGGCCAUUGUCGCCCUGGUGAUCCUCACAUUCUGCGAGGUGCCACCAUGGUGCCACGAGCGGUCGCCAACGCAGGACAUGUGGAGUUGGGUGCCUCCUGGAGAGUGGUGCCAUGUGCCAAAUGGGGGCAACCCGUAUUUGUCAAACAUUUGGUACAUCCCACCUGGCUUUGGGCUGCUCAUCGAGUUUGUGAUCGAGAUUAUCAUCCUCCGGAAGUUCCUGCUGAACCUAAACCUGGAUCAGCAACACUUCCGGGCGAUUGGCAUGCAGUACUUCGACCACAGUUUGGUCAUUGCGGGUCUUUUCCUUGCUGUCGGCAGCAUGAUCGAUACGCUAGUCUUCACCUUCGCUCGGAUGCCCAUCCGCUUCACCUGGAUCUUCAGGACUGGCCUCCUUUUUAUCCUGCCGGGUGUGCAACGAGUCUACACCCUGAUUUUCAACAAGCGGAUGAUUGGAGAGUUUGCGUCAGUUGCAGUCUUCUUUGUUGGCACUGUGCUGUUCUUCGCGUGGGUGACGGUCAUCAUCUUCAAGGAUUUGAACGAAACCGCCUACAUCGACGACGAGGAGGUAGUCCCUGCCAACAAGGGCCUGUCGACUGUGAGGGAGGCUACCUACUCCCUUUUCGUCGCUGGAAUUGGUGAAGGCUUCGUGAGCAACUUCCUCCCGUCCUUCUUCACCUACCGGCUGUCAGGUAUUUUCUGGCUGGUCUUCCUAGUUAUGGCCCAGAUUCUGCUGCUCAAUCUCGUUAUUGACGCCUUCGUGGCGGCUUACUUGAAAGGCUCAGAAGAGGAGCUGGACCGGAAAGCAUCGGCGCAGGCUCAGAGCAUGCAUGGCGCUUUCAAGACACUGUCUGCAGCCUCCAGCGACCACCAAGUGGUCCCCCACGAGGUCUUCAUAGAGUUCGUGGAAGAUCUAGGCAAAUCUCCACGCAUGUUCCCCGUCGAGCGUGCCACGGCGGAGUUGUUGCUCCAACACUUUGGCGAAGUCACCGAGGAGAAGUUCUUGGACGCUUGCCGCGUCUUUCAAAACCAAAUAUGGGCAACCCCGAAGGACUCGUGCAUGAAGCGGCGGCUUCCCCGGGCGUGGGAAGAGCAACGAUAUACUUGGCUGAGGAAUAUCGUCUGGGAGCCAAGGGAGCUUCCGACCUUCGACGUGUUCAUGAAUCAGGUGUUGCUGGCAAAUUUUGCACUCGUGAUUCUGCAGUCCGCAUACAACCUCAACGAUUGGGGGACCCCAGCUGCCUUCCGCAUCCUGGACCUCGUUUUCGCGUUUGCCUACGUCGGCGAGGUUGUCGUCAAGCUGUCGGUCAAGUCCUGGGCCGAGUACUGCAGCUUUUGGGCAAACAAGUUCGAUUUUUUCACGACCUGGCUGCUGCUCGCGACGACUCUGCUCCCGUAUUUGCCUUUUGCAACGGUGCAGGCAGACCUCAAGCAUUACGCAAACAUCCUCCGACUCCUCAGACUUAUCCGCGUGGUCAAGCAGCUGAAGCAGUUUCCGCGCGUGCAGUUCAUGGUGCGCACUGUCUCGCGAAUGGUGAAUGCAGCCGGUGACAUUCUCCAGCUGUUGGGCGUAUUGCUCUUCUUCUUCUCAGCUCUGAGCAUGAACCUCUGGGGCGGCGUGCUCUACGAAGGUCAGCCGGCGCUCAAGGAGCUUGAUUAUGGAAAGAAGCAUCUGUAUGUGUUCAAUUUCAACGACAUGUCCAUGGCGUUCACCACCUUCUUCGCGCAGCUUCUUAGUGAGUAUGUCCCAGAGAAUGCGGAUGCUUUGCAGGCAGCCUCAUCCUGGGGGAACAUCGCUUGGUAUGUCUUCCCGGCUUUCUACCUACUCGGUGUGGCAAUCAUCUUCGAGAUCACAAAGGCCUUCACGAUCGAGUACUACUUGGCAAUCAAGGAGGAAGCCGAGGACGAAGAGGAGAAAGAGGAGGAAGAGAAGCCCAGUCAAGUCCGCGAGGCUUGGGUAGCGCAAAUUCGGGUCAUGGACAAGUUGAUGUUGACCCUGGAGGAAAAGAAGUUAGAUCUUCACUACACCAUGAAGAACGACUCGUUCAAGUUCCAGCAUGAAAUCCAGAAGGCCUACGGCAAAUGCUUGGGGCCGAAGCCGCAGCCGAAUGGUCACCACCAUUGA